Sorghum bicolor (sorghum) is the source of this 1630-nucleotide messenger RNA. Its product is annotated as hsp70 nucleotide exchange factor FES1. The record is from RefSeq and is a predicted model, not a curated record. The transcript has 8 exons. Lineage: Eukaryota; Viridiplantae; Streptophyta; Magnoliopsida; Poales; Poaceae. Bases 89 to 1330 code for a protein of 413 amino acids.
AUCCCUUCCUCGGUUCCUCAAGUCUCAAAGGCGUGGCGUUGCCUUGCGUCCCCGCACACCUCUCUGAUCCCCUCUCACGGUCGCGGCCAUGGCGGGAGCCAAUCAUCCUCGCUGCUGCCACCUCCCGACGCUUCUCGCCAUCAUCUCGGCCGCCGCUCUGCUUCUCUUCUUCCCGCGAUUCUCGACGACGGCGGCGGCGGCCGUGGACAAGGGGACGAACCGAUCGUCGUUGCUCGGGGAGCCGAGGGAAUGGGCCACGGGCAAGGACGAGGCGGAGAUUCUCGCCGAGGCCGAGGCGCGCGCUGCCGCCGGAGGAGAGGGUUUGCUGGCUCGGGACGACGGGCGCGAAUUCCACUCGCUCGACGGCAUGCUGCAGUGGGCGAUUGGGAACUCUGACCCGGAUAAGUUGAGAGAAAAAGCUGCGGAAUUGGAGAGCCUAUCAGCAGAGGAAUUACUCAAACGACAGAUGGAGAUUAAGGAGCUGAUGGAGACGUUAAAAGUGCCAUCAGAUGCUGAGUUGAUGAAGAUUGCUAUUGCUGACUUGAAUAAUUCGUCUGUUUUGCUGGAGGACCGCCGUCGUGCACUACAAGAGCUUUUACUUUUCGUUGAGCCCAUCGACAAUGCUAAUGACCUUGACAAACUUGGAGGCCUUCUUCCGUUGAUUCAGGAACUUAGCAAUGCAGAUGAAGGAAUGAGAACUACCUCAGCAUGGGUCCUAGGCAAAGCCAGUCAGAACAAUGUUCUUGUUCAAAACCAGAUCCUUGGUUAUGGAGCUUUGCAAGGAUUAGUGAAGAUGGGCUAUUCCAGUUCUGCACCAGAAGCUGCAAAGGCACUUUAUGCUGUAUCCUCUUUGAUUAGGGACAAUGAACAUGGACAGGAGCUGUUCCUUUCAGAAAAUGGCUAUGCAAUGUUGCAGCAUGUACUGUCAACCACUAGAACUAAUGUUCGGCUUCAGAAAAAGGUUGUGUCUUUACUGGCAUAUAUAGCUGACUUUCAGCUAAAUACAGGGAAGUCACAAGCUCCAUCCUUAAGCAACUACUUUUUCGUAAAAUCAGUAGUUGAGAUGAUAUCAUCAGUGCCUGACCUUGAUCUCCAGGAGAAGGCUUUGUUAGCUGUUAGGAGUCUGCUGCAGCUUACGUCAGCUGAUGCUACAGAUCUUCAGAAGUUUUCAGGCCUGAAUGAUUCCCUGAAUACACUGAGGUUGCAAUUGGAUGAGUUGACAUCUCAUGAGGAACAAAGAGAGUAUGCUCUAGAAGUUGAAAUUCUCCGGAGAGAAGUCCACAUCGUCUUCCAACAGAAAAUCGAUCAGGCAAGAGUGGUUGCGACAUGACAUGAAAAAUGACAAAUGAAGGCAAAUAUAAGCCUGGCAAUUUGAACAUAUGUAAUGUUUGGAAACCUUUGUUGUCCAUAUGAUGGUGAUCGAGUAACAAUUCUACUUAGCUGAAUGACAAGUUGUCAACAGAACUCGGGUUGCAUGGGAUCAUAGAUAAUUCGCACAUAGGAUGUCACAAAAUGGUGAUUGUCUAAGUUACAGAACAAAGAAGUGCAAUGGAACAGAGUUGUCACUCAUUUCUGCUUCAUGUCAAACCGUUUCAUUAAUACACCUAUAACCCAUUGAAUGUUGUUGAAA